AUGGGCGAUGACGGCCGAUUCGGUAAUGACCUGAUCGCCGUAGACGAGGGUGGGGACGAGGCCGGCCGGGUUCACGGCGAGGAAGUCGGCCGGCUUGUUGGUGAGGUCUAUGGACACCUCCUCGAAGGGGAGGCCGAGCUCGGCGAGGGCGAUGUGGAUGCGGUGGGCGACUGUUUUAUAGUUAGCUCAGGAAUGCUGGCGGGGUUGGAGUAGUAACAGAAAACUCCCAUACAUGGGC
This is a messenger RNA of Gaeumannomyces tritici R3-111a-1, 238 nucleotides long. RefSeq lists its product as hypothetical. NCBI's taxonomy places the organism in Eukaryota, Fungi, Ascomycota, Sordariomycetes, Magnaporthales, Magnaporthaceae. Bases 1 to 213 code for a protein of 70 amino acids. The record is from RefSeq and is a predicted model, not a curated record. The transcript has a single exon.